UAUUCAAUCCAAAAUGGGUUCCUCAUUCUUUCAAUGCCCAUAUUCAGAUCACUUCUCCUCCUCUUCUUCAGUUACUUCUGAUCUAGAAUCUCUGUCAUUGAACUGCAUGCACAGUUAUGAAAACCAACCGGCCCUUCCUUUCAAUGAAAAUGACUCCCAAGAAAUGCUUCUUUUUGGUGUCUUAGCCGAAGCCACUAAAGACUCAUCCGAAACCAUAUCAUCUGGCGGCCUUGGUCAUCAUGUUGUCAAAGAUCAGGAGGAAGUGAAUUCAAGAGCCACUGCUGAAGUACUGGAGGAGGAGGAGGAGGAGGAGGAGGAGGCCAUGAAGGAAGGAGCUGAGAUUUCCUACCGAGGGGUCAGAAGGCGGCCCUGGGGGAAGUAUGCAGCGGAGAUAAGGGAUUCUACAAGGAAUGGUGUGAGAGUUUGGAUAGGAACUUUUGACACUGCUGAGGCUGCAGCUUUGGCUUAUGAUCAAGCCGCAUUUGCACUGAGGGGUUCAAUGGCUGUCCUCAACUUUCCUGCAGAGAUGGUCCUUGAGUCUCUUCACAAGAUGAAGUAUGAAUAUGAGGAGGGAUGCUCCCCGGUUUUGGAGUUAAAGAAAAGGCAUUCCAUGAAGAGUAGGAAGAAGAUCAUCAAAGAGGAGGAGGAGUUGAGGUCGGAAAAUCCUGUGGUGGUGUUGGAGGAUUUGGGUUCCGACUAUUUGGAGGAACUUUUGCGUAUUUCUUAGAUGAAAAAUUAUUCUCGAUCAAUUACUAUUUAUCA
Juglans regia (Persian walnut) is the source of this 762-nucleotide messenger RNA. RefSeq names its product ethylene-response factor C3-like. Gene Ontology annotation, molecular function: DNA-binding transcription factor activity; DNA binding. Gene Ontology annotation, biological process: regulation of DNA-templated transcription; ethylene-activated signaling pathway. The transcript has a single exon. Lineage: Eukaryota; Viridiplantae; Streptophyta; Magnoliopsida; Fagales; Juglandaceae. The record is from RefSeq and is a predicted model, not a curated record. The coding region runs from base 14 to 727 and encodes 237 amino acids.